AUGUCGCCGUCGGAGCCUGCUGCCGCCCACGACCCCGCUCGCUUCCGCCUCUCACCAUCGCACUGCGUGGUUGCAUCCGCCGGCAAGAAGCAGCAGACGCUAGAACUGCCGUGGGGCGAUGUACUGGGCGCCCACGUCCUCACAUCGGACGGGGAACUCGUCCAGAGCCCUGUGGACGUGCAGAGCGACGCAAAAUUCCUUUUCGGCGUCUUCGCCUGCGUGUGCAAGAGCCACAAGCCCAAAACGAUGAAAAAGCGGCGCGUCGAGGAGUUUUUCUUCCGAUUCAAAGGACAACAGAUGCCGCAAGUGCUAAAACUGCAGCAACUCGUCAACUUUGUGGCCGAUCCGAGGAACCAGGAGACUGUCGAGAAACUGGAAAGUCUGGACCAGCUGGAGGUCGUGGCGCGACCGCAACGCAAGUUCCUGGUGCUCAUAAACCCCGUGAGCGGACCAGGACGAGCGCGGCAGAUCUACGACAGCAAAGUGGCGCCUGUGCUCCGCUUCGCCAACGUGGAGACGGACGUGAAGGUCAUGGACCACGCCAACCACGCGAUGGAGAUCGUCUCGGAGAUACCGCUGGGUGUCUACGACUGCGUCGUGGCCGUCGGUGGCGACGGCAGUCUGUACGAAAUUGUCCAGGGUCUGAUGAAGCGCGCGGACUGGAACGAGGCGAUCCGACAGCCAAUCGGCAUCAUCCCGGGCGGCUCCGGCAACGGUCUGGCCCACUCUAUCGCGCACCAGAGUGAGGAGAAGGGCAAGCCCGUGAACGCUGCCUUCAUCCUGGCCAAAGGUUUACCGCACGACUUGGACAUCACGUCGGUGCGCAAUGACAAGGACACGACGUACUCGUUUCUGUCGCUGGAGUGGGCGUCCAUUGCCGAUGUGGAUAUUGGCUCGGAGAAGCUGCGGAUGUUGGGAGGACUGCGCUUUACCGUCGCCUUUAUCAACCAAUUGGUGUUAAAACGACCGGAAUAUCCAGGGAAAAUCUGGUAUCUGGACGAAGGCGAGGACGCAAAGCCUCAACGUUACUUCGAGACGCACGAUCCAAAGUCGACACAACGUCCAGCAAUGGAUUUAUUCGAUGGAGAAGGUCAAGGUCCGAAGGAGACGGAAGACUCGGAGGCCAAGUGGAAGCAGCUGGACGGACAUUUCCGUAUCGUCUGGGUCAUGAACGUCUCGCACGCAGCUUCCGACGCGCUGAUUGCCCCCGGUGCCGAGUUUGAUGAUGGCUACAACUACAUCACGUUCAUGGACGGCGCUCACUCCCGCAAGGAUCUGCUGGCGAUGAUGCUCGCGAUUGAGAGUGGUGACCACAUGGACAAGAAAGGGGUGCAACAGGUGCGCACGCGAGCGUUCAAGCUCGUUCCUGAGCGAGCCACCGACCUCAUGUGCGUGGACGGAGAAGUGGUGGAAGGCCCGUAUCUUGAGGCUCAAGUCCACCGAGGCAUGGCUCGCAUUAUGGCCGUCCCUCGCUGGCAGAAUAGGGAGGAAGUGGCACUGCGUUAAGCGUAUGAACCGAAUUUUUGCUAUGGAUUA
Phytophthora infestans T30-4 is the source of this 1536-nucleotide messenger RNA. RefSeq names its product sphingosine kinase, putative. Lineage: Eukaryota; Oomycota; Peronosporomycetes; Peronosporales; Peronosporaceae. The transcript has 3 exons. Gene Ontology annotation, molecular function: kinase activity. Bases 1 to 1506 code for a protein of 501 amino acids. Gene Ontology annotation, biological process: sphingosine biosynthetic process. Gene Ontology annotation, cellular component: cytoplasm; intracellular membrane-bounded organelle; membrane. The record is from RefSeq and is a predicted model, not a curated record.